AUCACAACCCAUCUCUCUCUCUCUCUCUCUCUCUCUUCGUACGAACCAAAAAUGGAACAAAACGUACCAGAUAUGGCUAGGAGAAUAUGGAGCGUGGUGCGGGUGGUGUACUGCAUGGCACGAAAGGGCAUUUCAAAGCGCAAGCUCAUGCUCGAAUUCAACCUCAUCAUGAAGCGAAGCAAGAUCGCCGGCAAGGCCAUCGGCAACCUCAUGUUCCACAACCACCACGAAGCUUCUACCUCAGCCCGCCGCUCCCACGACGGCGCCGCCACCCCUCCCGAUCACUACGAGUUCAGCUGCAGCAACAGCCCCGCGGGCCCCUCCCAACACUUUCCCUUCUAUCUCGUCAAGCGCGGCCGCCGCAGCCACGGCCACCACUAUUCUCACUUCUUCUCCUGCGCCCACGCGCCGCCCACUGCCGACGACGAUUUCGUCAAGGUGGUGCUGGAGAUGCUCAACGGCGGCGCCGGAGGCUCUGCGGAGGCCGUGGAGGCUUCGCCGCUGACGCAGCUGCCGGGCUUGGGGCAGAGCCCAGCGGUGGUAAGGCAGCUGAGGAUAACGGACUCGCCGUUCCCGCUGAGGGACGCCGACGGGGACAGCCGCGUGGACCAGGCGGCGGAGGAGUUCAUACAGAAGUUCUACAAUGAGCUCAAGCAGCAGAAGAUAAUGGAAUUAAAUUAAUGUUAUUGUUUGUUUUUGGGGUUAAUGCAGUAACAGGCGGCGGAGGCGUGUGAAUGUUGGAUUGAUUUUCUUAUAAUUAACAAACAAUAAAAGCCUAUUUAAUUACUCUUCU
Molecule: messenger RNA, 793 nt
Organism: Malania oleifera
Lineage: Eukaryota; Viridiplantae; Streptophyta; Magnoliopsida; Santalales; Ximeniaceae
Exons: 1
Coding region: 52-681 (209 amino acids)
Source: RefSeq, a predicted model, not a curated record